Uloborus diversus is the source of this 3173-nucleotide messenger RNA. Its product is annotated as presequence protease, mitochondrial-like. The transcript has 27 exons. Gene Ontology annotation, biological process: protein processing. Lineage: Eukaryota; Metazoa; Arthropoda; Arachnida; Araneae; Uloboridae. Bases 50 to 3064 code for a protein of 1004 amino acids. Gene Ontology annotation, molecular function: metal ion binding. Gene Ontology annotation, cellular component: mitochondrial matrix. The record is from RefSeq and is a predicted model, not a curated record.
UGUAACUCCAGAAAGUUUGAAAACAACGUGAAUAUUCAGCGGUCAGAAAAUGUCCUUCACACGAAUUGUAGUAAAUAAAUUGCAUUGCGUAAAAAAUAGCUGGAAAUUAAAUCGAAGAUAUGCAUACUGUUCUCAAUCACUUUUUAGUCAAGAUGUCAAAUAUUCUCCGGGUAGCACUAUAUUAGGUUAUUCAGUACAAAAGGUAGAAAGUAUACCUGAGCUGUGCCUCACAGCCACAUUACUUGAGCAUAAAGCUACUGGUGUGAGUCAUUUACAUUUAGGUUGUGAUGAUACAAAUAAUUUAUUUGGUGUUUCUUUGAAAACCAUUCCUCGUGACAGCACUGGGGUUCCCCACAUUCUGGAGCAUCUAGCAUUAUGUGGCUCUCAAAAAUUCCCUUGCCGAGAUCCAUUUUUCAACAUGCUGAAUCGAUCUUUGGCUACAUUUAUGAAUGCCUUUACAGGAUCUGAUUCAACAAUGUAUGUUUUCUCUACUCAAAAUGCUAAAGAUUUUCAGAAUCUUCUUUCAGUUUAUUUAGAUGCUGUUUUUUAUCCUUCACUGCAUGAGAAAGAUUUCAGGCAGGAAGGAUGGAGAUUGGAGCAUAAAGAUGUUCAUGAUAAAAACUCACCCAUCAUUUUUAAAGGUGUUGUUUUUAAUGAGAUGAAAGGUGUUUUUUCUGAUCCAAACCAGUUUUACAUUCGUCAUCUUCUAAAUGCAUUGUUUCCAAGUAAUACAUAUUCCUAUGAAAGUGGAGGUGAUCCUCUAGUCAUUCCAUCGUUAAAAUGGGAAGACCUUAAGAAAUUCCAUGCCGAUCAUUAUCAUCCAAGCAAUAGUAGGUUUUUAACUUAUGGAAAUAUGCCCUUACAUGUUCAUUUAGAGCAGAUUGAAUCAAAUGUUCUUCAAAACUUCAGCAAACUUAAAGUUGACACAGAAGUUCCUGAUGAAAUCCUUUGGUCUAGUCCGAGGGAAUUACAUAUACACAACAGGUUUGAUCCAAUGGCAGCUGUUCCCGAAAAACAGACUAUUAUCAGUAAUAGUUAUCUACUAAAUAGCAUUACAGAUACAUAUGAAAAUUUCACUCUUAGUAUACUUGGAAAUCUACUGACUGAUGGACCAAAUUCGCCAUUUUAUCAGCAACUACUAGAGUCAGGGAUUGGACCUGAUUACAGCCCUUGUACUGGUUUUGACGGCUCAAUAAAGCAAAGCUUCUUUUCUGUUGGUGUGAGAGAAAUUGCUGAAAAAGAUAUCAACAUGGUAAAAGAAGUUAUUGAUUCUACCUUUGACAAUGUGGUUAAAACAGGAUUUCCGGAAGAAAGAAUAAAAGGUGUUCUUCAUAAUGUAGAAAUUGCUACUAAGCAUAGAACUUCGAAUUUUGGCCUCAAUUGUGCUAUGGGAUUAAAUGCACUGUGGAAUCAUAAUGGUCAUCCCAUAUCAGGCUUUAAGGUUAAUGAUCAUGUAAAGUGGUUUAUGAAGCAGUUGAGUGAUAACCCCCAUUACCUUCAAGAUAAAGUUGCUCAGUAUUUUAAAAGUAACAAUCACAAGUUAACACUCAUCAUGACACCAAAAGACAAUUUUGAAAUAGAAAUUCAAAAACAAGAAAAAGAUUUAUUAGAACAGAAAUUGGCCACUUUAUCUGAUGCUGAAAAAGAGCAGAUUUAUAAAAAUGGGUUAGAACUUGAAGAACAUCAAAAGAUCUCGGAUGCUUCGUGUUUGCCUACUCUCCAUAUUAAUGACGUCAAAAGAACAUCAGAGAAAACACCUCUGCAAUUUAUAAAAAUGAAGGAUAUAAGCGUCCAAACAUGUGAACAACCAACUAAUGAAGUCGUUUAUUUUAAUGCAUUUGUGGAUGCUCCUGUAUCAAAUGAUGAUAUUAUGCUUUUACCAUUAUUUUCUUCAAUAAUAACUCAAAUGGGAGCCGGGAAAAGAAAUUACAAAGAACUGGAUCAAGAAAUUACACUGAAAACUGGUUCAUUUGGUGUGUCUGUGCAUAUAUCUGAAGAUCCUGAAGAUAGUUUUCAAUUUGAUAAAGGUUUGAUGUUUUCAUCCUAUUGUCUUGAAAGGAAUGUUACUGAUAUGUUCUCAUUGUGGGAAGACAUUUUUACACAGUUACAUUUAGAAGACCAUGAUCGACUUUCCCAGUUGAUACGUCUGUCUGCUACAGAUCUUGCUCAAAGUAUUGCUCAUAGAGGGCAUAUGUAUGCAAUGCGCAAAGCUAGUAGCAUUAUCAGCUUGCCUGCAGCAAUAAGAGAAAAAACAUCUGGCUUGACACAAAUAUCUUACAUGAAGAAAUUAGCUGAAAUGGAGGACCAUGGUGAAAUUAUGAACAAAUUAAGAAAUCUUUCAAAAGUUUUACUGCAGAAACAAUCUUUGAAAUGUUCUAUUAAUUCAACAUCAAAUGGCAUGUCUAAAGCUCUAAAGGGGCUUGAAUCAUUUUUAGAUACCCUUCCUAAAAGCGUUAUACCAAGUGGUACUGAAGAAGUCGCAUUUCAAGCAUGUGACUCACCAAAAUGUCACUUCGUUCUUCCACUCUCAGUUAAUUAUAUUGGACAGAGUGUUUCAACUAUUCCAUAUAACAGCACAGAAUAUGCCAAUUUGAAAGUAGCUGCUAAAAUGGUAUCAGCAAAGUUUCUUCACCGUGAAAUAAGAGAGAAAGGUGGUGCUUAUGGUGGAGGAGCAUCUUUAACAAAAGGAGGGCAAUUUAAUUUCUAUUCAUACAGGGAUCCAAAUGUUUCAAAAACUUUGAAUAGUUUUGCUGCUGGAGUUGAAUGGUUACAGCAUGGACAUUUCUCUGACCAAGACUUUAAUGAAGCCAAGCUUGGGGUUUUUAGUGAGAUUGAUGCGCCGGUACCUCCAGGAUCAAAGGGACAGCUUUUUUUCAGGGAGAAAAUAUCUUAUGAAAUGAAGCAGCAGUUAAGAGAAAACAUCUUUGACUGUACCAAAGAAGAUAUAAUUACUACUUGUAAAAACUAUCUUAAACAAGAUAAGACUUUUGGAACUGCGGUAAUAGGACCAGAGAAUGAAGAAACUAAAUCAAGUUCUGAUGGUUGGAGUUUUAUAACGGAGUGAUUCAUACUUUAGCGACUUGUGUAUGAAGAAAAAUUGUAUCAUAAAUCCAUGUUUCAAACUAAAUAUCAGAUUUUUUCAUCCAUUUAUGUAAUUCUUGCAAUAAACUUAU